This is a messenger RNA of Euleptes europaea (tarantolino), 1413 nucleotides long. It is a transcript of the gene BCKDK, whose product is annotated as branched chain keto acid dehydrogenase kinase. Lineage: Eukaryota; Metazoa; Chordata; Lepidosauria; Squamata; Sphaerodactylidae. Gene Ontology annotation, biological process: regulation of glucose metabolic process; protein phosphorylation. The transcript has 12 exons. Gene Ontology annotation, cellular component: mitochondrion. Bases 113 to 1357 code for a protein of 414 amino acids. Gene Ontology annotation, molecular function: pyruvate dehydrogenase (acetyl-transferring) kinase activity. The record is from RefSeq and is a predicted model, not a curated record.
CUCACUCUAGGGAAUGAACGGAGGCCCUACCAGAAGGGACCGUGCUGAAACUUGGGGGAAGCAGAAACAUUCCUGUAACCUGUCACCCUAGGAGGUGUCUGUGGAAGGCAGAAUGAUGUGGAAAUCACUGCUGAUGGUGGACCUAGGGGGAGUGGGGAGCCGGGCUCCCUGUGCGCUCCCGCUCCUUCUGUCUGCCCUCCGGAAUCGGUCCACUUCAGCUAUUGAUCAGCAGCAUGAGCUGGCCCGCGAGAGAUCGAAGACCGUUACCUCUUUCUAUAACCAGUCAGCCAUCGACAUAGCAGCCGAGAAGGCCUCCGUGAGGUUGACACCCACCACCAUGUUGUAUUCGGGGCGUUCUCAGGAUGGAAGCCACCUGCUGAAAAGUGCCCGUUACCUGCAUCAUGAGCUGCCCGUCCGCAUCGCGCAUCGCAUCAAAGGCUUUCGGAGACUCCCCUUCAUUAUCGGCUGCAACCCUACCAUCCUCCACGUGCACGAGCUGUACAUUCGAGCCUUCCAGAAACUGAGCGAAUUCCCCCCAAUCACAGACCAUGAGUCAGAGGCCCAGUAUUGCAAACUGGUCCGGCUGCUCCUCGAUGACCACAAAGACAUCGUGACGCUGCUGGCUGAGGGCUUGCGGGAAUGUCGCAAGCACAUACAGGAUGAGAAGCUGAUCCGCUCUUUCCUGGACAAGACGCUCACUUCACGCCUGGGUAUCCGGAUGCUGGCCACUCACCAUCUUGCUUUGCAUGAGGACAAGCCAGACUUUGUUGGGAUUAUAUGCACCCGCCUGUCCCCGAAGAAAAUAAUUGAGAAGUGGGUCGAUUUUGCCAGGCGACUGUGUGAGCACAAGUACGGGAACGCUCCGCGGGUGCGGAUCAAUGGGCACGUGGCUGCUCGCUUCCCUUUCAUCCCCAUGCCUCUUGACUAUAUCCUUCCAGAGCUGCUCAAGAAUGCCAUGCGAGCCACCAUGGAGUCUCACUUGGACACGCCCUACAACGUGCCAGACAUUGUCAUAACCAUUGCCAACAAUGACAUUGACUUGAUCAUAAGGAUUUCAGACCGAGGCGCAGGCAUCCCUCAUGACCACGUUGACAAGGUGACCGAUUACCACUUCACCACAGCGGAAGCGAGUGCUCAGGACCCACGCAUUAAUACUCUGUUCGGCAACAUGGUGGAAAUGGGAAACAGCGCCCAGUCGGGGCCCAUGCAUGGGUUUGGCUUUGGGCUGCCCACCUCCCGUGCCUACGCCGAAUACCUGGGUGGCUCUCUGACCCUCCAGUCCCUGCAGGGCAUCGGCACAGAUGUCUACCUUCGCCUCAAGCACAUUGAUGGCAAAGAGGAGAGCUUCCGCAUCUAGGAACCCCUCUCUUGAUGGGCUGAGCCCCUCUCAGCUGCUGGGCAAAGCUUUCAUCG